AUGCUGAACAAUCCAAUAUUUGAAAAUAAAAAGAGAAUCCCAUGGUCAGAUCGAGUAUGAGUAUUUUCUAUAUAAGGAGGAUUCCCUUUUGUAAUCUUAUGUUGAAAUGUAUGCAAAUAAAGAAUAAGGUUGGAAAUAAAUCUCUGAAUUGCUUCUGCAAUAAGGCUAUGAAAGGAAUCCUAAGGAUUGCAGAGAAAGAUAUUCAAAUUAUCUUGACUUGAAAUUCAAUAAAACCAAAUUAAAAAACCAAGAGAUUGAUGAGCUUUUUGAACUCAUUAUGAAGUAUGGGAAUAAAUGGGUAUUAAUUCAUUAUUAACAGACUUAAAUUGCUGAAAGGCUUAAUAAUAGAACUGAUUAGGAUGUCAAGAAUUAAUUUUAUGCCAUUGUUAAGAAAGUAUUUAGAAGAUUAUUGAAAGCAACUUUACCGAAAGAUCAAAAGAAUAAAUGUUUAAUCAUUAGUAAUAUUAGGUUCAAAAAUAACAGCUUCUUUACGUCCUGCCCUUAUUUCCAAUAUAUUUUCUUAUAAUUAAGACAUUUCUCCUAAAUAUUUCAUAAUAUCCAAAAAAAUUAAAGACCUUUUCAAAAAUUUAAUUCUUGAAAAUAGAUCAAUUAAGCUGGGUGACGAAUUAAAUGAAACUGAAAAAAAAAGAGUAUAUAAAGUAUUAGAUUAUUUGGAGAAAUAGAAGUAAUUUUGUUGUCUAAUUUUAAGUUAAUAAUAUCUAUAAUAAACAAACUAAAGAAAAAUAAGUUAAAGAAAAGUCAUUAAAUAAAAAAAUAAGAAUAGGCUUAAGUCCCACCGCAAUCAGAAUCAUCAAACAAAAAUAAUAUAACGAAUCUUAAGUAAUCAAUAAAUUUUUGAUUAUAAUCUCUAAGCCUUUUUUCCUAAUUAAAAUGCUAUAAAGGAACAGGAGUUUAUAUUGAAACUAGAUGAAGAUAAUGGGCAACCUUAAAAAAUCAUCUCCAGACCCCCAUUUUAUCUAUGUUAUUGCAAUAAAUUGUAUUCAAAUAAUUUAAAUUUUUCAUCAAAUUAUUCUCCAUUAUAUGAACAAUUUUAAGACACAAGUAACUUAAAUAUAUGAUG
Molecule: messenger RNA, 1081 nt
Organism: Paramecium octaurelia
Lineage: Eukaryota; Ciliophora; Oligohymenophorea; Peniculida; Parameciidae
Source: the annotation of a GenBank genome assembly